Rhodotorula toruloides NP11 is the source of this 1587-nucleotide messenger RNA. Its product is annotated as tRNA dimethylallyltransferase. The record is from RefSeq and is a predicted model, not a curated record. Gene Ontology annotation, molecular function: tRNA dimethylallyltransferase activity. The transcript has 8 exons. NCBI's taxonomy places the organism in Eukaryota, Fungi, Basidiomycota, Microbotryomycetes, Sporidiobolales, Sporidiobolaceae. Bases 1 to 1587 code for a protein of 528 amino acids. Gene Ontology annotation, biological process: tRNA modification. Gene Ontology annotation, cellular component: mitochondrion.
AUGGCAGCUCUUCCGGGGGCAAGCGAGAAGCCCAGGCUGGUCGCUGUCAUCGGUACGACCGGCGUGGGCAAGACGGACCUCGGCGUUGAGCUCGCGAAGGCGUUGCAGAGGCGGGAAAGAGCGCCGUUCGAGGGGGAGGUUGUCAACCACGACUCGAUGCAGUGCUAUCGAGGUCUGGACGUCAUCACGAAUAAGGCGACGGUUGAGGAGAUGCAAGGAGUCCCCCACCACUUGAUGGGCUUUCUCGAGCCGGGCGAAGAGUGGAGUGUGAACGAGUUCUUGCGGGAUGCGCUCGACAGGACGCGAGAGCUACGACAGCGCGGCGCAGUUCCCAUCGCGGUCGGCGGCACGUCCUACUACCUUCAGCACCUCGUCUUCCCCGACCGGUUGGCCGGUCCCCUUCCUCCUUCUCGCCCAGCGACCCCGCCUGCCGAGUUCUCCGCCUCUGCGGAUACAGCUGAGCGGCGUUCUCUAGCCGACGUGGCGCAGUUCCCGCCCGACCUCCGUACUUGCAUCGAAUCUCUGCCCGCCGAACUUCUCGACCUCUUUCUCGCCUUUCCGGCUCUCCCCGCCAUCUCAACACCCGACGAGUUUCCUCCCCGCUUCCCUCUUCAGCUCCUUCCGCCGCGCCUACGCUCUCCCGCAACUCUCGCACCCGCCUUGUACAGCCUGCUGCAAGCUGUCGACCCGAAGAGCGCAGAGCGAUGGCAUUGGCGGGAUAUCCGGAAGGUGCAGAGGUCGCUUGCGAUUGUGUGGGAAGGCCGAAGAUGGGACGAGGUUGUACAGGAGCAGCGGGAGACGCCGAGUGAAGGACCGAGAUUCAAGACGCUCAUCUUCUGGCUCUACGCUCGGAAGGAUUCCCUGCAUCCGCGCCUGAACGCUCGAGUCGACAAGAUGAUCGAGCGUGGCUUGCUGUCCGAAAUCGACGAGCUCUGGCAGAUCGCGCAUGCUCCUGGUGCGGAACCGACGAACUACUCGAAGGGAAUCUAUCAAGCAAUCGGCUACAAGGAGUUCGACCCUUUCCUUUCCCUCCAGCACCGCGACCCCUCUCGUACGCUCGACAACGACCCAGAGCUGCGACGGCUGUUCGACCAGGGCGUUGAGGAGAUGAAGGCAUCCACGCGGCAGUAUGCCAAGCGUCAGGUGCAGUGGAUCAAGAACAAGCUGCUGCCGGUCGUGCGCGAGUCGGGCGGCGAAGUCACGGUCGUUCUGCUAGAUGCGACAGAUCUCUCGCGAUGGAGCGAGGAUGUGAGGAUCCCUGCUAUGAAGCUACUGAAUGCGUUUCUCGACGACAAGCCUUUACCCGACCCUGCGACUCUCUCGUGUACGGCUGCAGAACAGCUUGCUCCGCCGGAACCGGUCUCUGCGUCCGCUCGCAUCAAGCGCCCAUGUCUUGUCUGCACGCGCGAUCCUGGCCAGCCUUUCCUCGUCGAAGAGCGACUCUGGGACGAGCACGUCAAGACGCGAACGCAUCGAAUGGCGCUGCGGCGGCAGAACAAGGCGCAAUGGAAAGGGCAGCGGCGGGAGCAGGAGACAAGGGAGGCAGCGGCGGUCGAAGCGGAAUCGGCAGUCAGCGAUGCUGAAUGA